Molecule: messenger RNA, 864 nt
Organism: Phalaenopsis equestris
Lineage: Eukaryota; Viridiplantae; Streptophyta; Magnoliopsida; Asparagales; Orchidaceae
Exons: 2
Coding region: 1-864 (287 amino acids)
Source: RefSeq, a predicted model, not a curated record
AUGGCCGCCUUGAACCCACCAAGCGUCGCCGACCUCCUCCUCUUCCAUCGUCACGAACGCGAGUUCUUCAACCGCCUCAUCCACCGCCUAGGCCAACGCCACGUCCCCACUCAAUGGGUCAUGUCUCUCUGGCUCUGGUUCGAAUCCAUCGGCCACCAUGACUUCAUCCGCCGCGUCUCCUCCUCCUCCGACCAACUAGUCCUCCAUUUCCUCGCCGAAGCCAAAGCCUGCCUCCUCCGCCUCAUCUUCAACUCAUCAUCGGACCAGCAAGACGACGAGCACGAACCACUUCUACUUACCAACACUCUCGUGUCCGAACCCAUCGGGCUUCGCUUCUUCGACUAUCACCACCAAGAAGCUCUCCAUGGCGUCCUCUAUUUCCAAAAGAACGUCUCCGAAAUAAUUUUCAACGAUAAUAUUACUGAUCAGAUAGCUGCUCAUCAGGUUCUGUCCAGCGGGCUUCAUAUUAAUUGGCGGCCUUCUGUUCAAUAUAACGUGAGGGAAGAUCACUUUGCUUCCUCAUCGGCAUUAAUGUUGAAUUCGAUGGCGGGGACGUCGUCGGCGCCUGUAACAGACCGGUCGCCGGAGGAACAGAGGUCUAUGUUCAUUACUUUCUCCAGGGGGUAUCCGCUAACCCGAGAUGAAAUUAAGGACUUCUUUAACAUGAGGUUCGGGAGGCCGUGCGUGGAGAUGGUGAUGAUAGAGAAGGCGCCGGUGGGGGUGCCGCCGAUGUACGGACGGGUGGUGUUCACCACCGCAUCGGUGAUAGCAGUGCUGCUCAACGGGCAAAAAACAGCAAAAUUUAUGAUCAAAGGAAGACAUCUAUGGGCGCGCGUGUAUGUGCCCCGCCAUUCUUCUAACUAG